UCCCAUCUGCUCCGGCCAGCUUGAGGCGCUGUCCGCGGGCUUCUGCGAGGUCUGCAGCCCACAGUAUAAUUACAAGUACAGGUUUUGCUAAGAGGUGGAGUAUUUUGAGGACCUUUUCCCUAAAAGGGAGGGGGCUGAAAGGAAAAGGCGGACCACAGAAAGGGCUGCCGUCCAGACCACUCCGAAGCCGAGGCCUUAGGGCCUCCAUUUUUUUUGCCGCCAGAAUAAAGAAACCCGUCCAGGCUCCUGGGCCUCGGCGGAGGAGGGCUGCGCUCAGUCCCGGGAAGUAGCAGUUUGAGACAGGUCACAGGCGAAACGAGGGCGCCGGGGAGAAAAAAGCGGAUUUGUCCCUCGAUCCUCAGACUCGGUUAUAAAAUAUUUAAGAGUGAAAAAGGGAUUGGCGGGUGCCCGGCCCGAGAUGAGUCUGGAGUCCUUGUUUCAGCACAUCAUCUUCUCUGAGCACCGGGCGGAGGAGAGUCGCCGCUUGCUGCGAGAAGUGAGGUCGGAGAUAAACAGAUGUCGUGAAAAUAUUAAGAAAGCGGCAGAGGAGCUGAAUGAAGAGAAAAUCAAGUUGGAAUCUAAGGUUCAGCAGUUUUCUGAAAAAGCCUUCCUCCUACAGCUUUUGAAAACUCAUGAAAAUGCCUUAAAAAGACAGUGCAGUGAAAUUACAAACGAAAAGAAUAUGCUCCUUCAAGCCUUUGAGGCUACAAAGAGAAAAGUGACAGAGGAGGAGGAAAAAUUUAUUAAGGAAAUUACAGACUUCAAUAAUGAGUAUGACAUAACAAAGAAACGAGAGCUUUUGGUGAAAGAAAAUAUCAAGAUUGAAAUAUCUGACUUAGAAAACCAGGCAAAUAUUCUGAAAAAGGAAAUGAAAUCAGUGGAACAUGAUAGUGACCAAUUAAAUGAACUUCAAAAACAAAAGAGUGAAUUAAUACAAGAAUUAUUUACUUUGCAGAGAAAGCUCGAAGAUUUUGAAGAUAAAAAAAAUGAAGCUGUUCGUACUACCAAAAAUUUAGAAGCAGAAAAAAUAAAAAUCACUGAAAAACCUCAGAAUGAUGCUGAAUGCUUAAGACUUAAAAAGGAAUUAGAACUUUAUAAGGAAGAUGACAUGCAAAGUGUUUAUGAUGCCCUUCAAACAGAAAUAGAAUUUUUGGAGUUGACAUUGGCACAGAAAGAUCUUCAGGAAAUAAAUAACUUGUAGAGAGUUGAUCAGCUAUCUAAGAUUUGAUCAAAACAUCUUAGUGUCAUUGUGAUAGAUACAUGAAUGAUACCCAUUACAACAGAUUCUUGUGGAAAAUGUGAGGUCCACAAUGCUCAGAUUUGUUGAAAUCUAGAAUUGGUAUAUUAGCACUUAAAAAAAUAAUUUUGCAGUUUUAUUACCUACUAAAACCUAAAGGGUUUUUGAUGUGGCUUUAUUGUGUUUCUAUAGGAAGAAGAAAGGAGAAAUAGAUAUUGGGCCCUCAGGCUUCUUACAUCCCCCUGAACCUUAAGCUGAUCUGUACUUUCUAUGUUGUUUAUUCUUUGUUGCAGUUUACCUUGAAUCCAGUCAAACACAUGUAGGAAGAAAAGCUCAGAUUUUUGACCCAAUUUUGUCAGUGCCAUUUGCACCAACAAAGAUGCUUCCUUUCAUUUUAGUCCUUCUCUAAUCAUACGAUGUCUGUUGACAGAGGUCUUCAGAGGCCUUUCAUCUGCAAAAGCCAGUUUCCUCCAUUUUUCUUUAAAUUUUUCUGUAGAGUCAAGUCUGGGGCACCUGUAGCCACUUUUCAGCAGUUUGUGCUGCCAGUUUUCUUCCUAAUGCCAGUGUUGGUUAAAAUGAAAUGUCAUCUACUUGGGGAUGUAGAGAGACUCCUUAUAGCCGUCAGGAUUCCUUUUUGUUGGUGGCCUGAAAUACUGAAAAUGAAAACAGUGUUCUUAUGUUGGAAUCAAAUUCGGUAGUGCCACCAAAUUUCCAACAUCAGAUAUCGUUCUGCUGUUAGCAAUCCUAACUAGGAAGAAAAGUAUGUUUUCAACAAGGCCCUAAAUUGUGGUAGAGGAGGGAGGAGAACAAAACCUGUUUAAGGGUAUUGCUCAAAGUACUGAAUGCAAAUGUUUUCUUUUGUGGUUGUAGUUGAAUUAGUUUAAUAUCAAAUAUGAGAUGUUUACAGAUGUCUUAGAUCUACUGAUAUUUAAGGUAGUCCUGUUUGAAAUCAGGUCUUAUCUGGGCAUAGCUUCUUGCAUAGAUUGCUUUACAAUUUUUUUUUUUUAAGCAGCAAAGUUAAAAAUCUCCUUUGAGAUGUGUAGCA
Messenger RNA from Sus scrofa (pig), 2282 nucleotides. RefSeq names its product coiled-coil domain containing 172 (gene CCDC172). Lineage: Eukaryota; Metazoa; Chordata; Mammalia; Artiodactyla; Suidae. Gene Ontology annotation, cellular component: cytoplasm. The record is from RefSeq and is a predicted model, not a curated record.